This is a messenger RNA of Cryptococcus wingfieldii CBS 7118, 1692 nucleotides long. RefSeq names its product uracil permease. Gene Ontology annotation, biological process: nucleobase transport; transmembrane transport. The coding region runs from base 1 to 1692 and encodes 563 amino acids. The transcript has 8 exons. The record is from RefSeq and is a predicted model, not a curated record. NCBI's taxonomy places the organism in Eukaryota, Fungi, Basidiomycota, Tremellomycetes, Tremellales, Cryptococcaceae. Gene Ontology annotation, molecular function: nucleobase transmembrane transporter activity. Gene Ontology annotation, cellular component: plasma membrane.
AUGCCGCUGCGCGCCAGAACACUGCUCAAAAAACUCGAAAGCGACCAUGCGGAAGGCCUCUCUAGAAAAGAAAUGUUUCUCGCUACGGAGGAUCUGUUACCGGUCACCGAAGACAAGAAGACGUGGGAUUCAUGGAACUUUGUGAUGUUUUGGGUAGCAGACAGUUUCAACUUGAAUACGUUUACGAUUGCGAGUUCGAUGAUGAGUUCCGGAUUGAAUUGGUGGCAGUCUUUGGUCUGUGUCAUUGUGGGAUAUAGUCUGGUCGGCCCUCUUCUCGUUCUGAACGCUCGUCCAGGAGCAAUGCACGGUAUCGUCUUCCCCGCUGCUUGUCGUACAACCUUUGGAGUAUUUGGUUCGCUCUGGCCCGUUUUCAACCGAGCGGCGAUGGCUUGUAUCUGGUGGGGUGUUCAAUCAUGGCUCGGUGGAGAGUGCAUGUACGUCCUAGUGCGCGCCAUAUGGCCGUCCUUUGCGAGAAUCCACAAUUCCAUGCCCGAGUCUACCGAAACCACCACCGCCUACAUCAUAGCCUUCGUCCUCUACUGGAUACUCUCCUUGCCGACUAUUUGGGUACCAAUCCACAAACUGCGGUGGCUCUUCCUUGGCAAAGCUAUCGUCGGUCCCAUCGUUGGCUUCACCUUGUUCGGCUGGUCCAUCACUCGAGCAGGCGGCAUCGGUCCCGUCUUUUCGCAGAGAGCGACACUUUCUGGUAGUGCGCUCGGCUGGCAGAUGAUCAUUUCCAUCUCGUCGUGCUUCAACAACAUGUUCACGCUCGUCACCAACUCUUGCGACUUUGCCAGUCGCGCGAAAAAGCCGAGUGCAGCUGUCUGGCCUCAGAUCAUUGCGAUGCCUAUUGGGUUCUCGAUCACGAGCUUCUUGGGCAUUGUGAUUGCUUCUGCUAGUGCGCCUCAGUUUGGUGAGCAGAUCUGGGACGUGGUCCAGAUCAUGGAUGCCAUGCUCGACGACGGCUCUUCCUCCACCCGCGCCGGUCUCGUAUUCAUCGCCGCCGGCUUCGUCUACGUCCAACUCCUCCUGAACGUCGCCGCCAACUCCAUCUCUGCAGGAUGUGACCUCACCGCCCUCUUCCCGCGCUACCUCUCCAUCCGCCGGGGCGGGUAUGUCGCAGCGAUUGUGGGGAUCUGUAUGAAUCCUUGGUUGUUGUACAAGUCUUCUGCGACUUUCAGCAACUAUUUGGGAUCGUAUGGGGUGUUGUUGUCGUGUAUUGCGGGACCUAUGGUGACGGACUAUUGGCUCGUGAGGAGGGGACAUAUCAGGGUGAACGACCUCUAUAGUGGAGAGGAGGAUGGGUGGUAUUGGUACAGUAUGGGGGUCAACUGGCGAGCAUACUUGGCGUACUUUGUCGGCUUCGCCUUCAACGCUCCAGGAUUCAUCAAUGCCCUCCGACCCGAUAUUAUCGUCCCUGUUGGCUUCCAACGCGUCUACUACCUCUCCUGGCUUACCGGUACCGGUAUCUCCGGCGUCGUCUACUUCCUCGCCUGCUACUUUUUCCCUCCUCCUGGUAUGAACAAGAGCUUUGAGGAAGUUGAUGAGAGUGCGGGUGAAUUGAGGGUGGACCAGAAGCUUGGAGGGAAGAUGCGCGGGGAAGGGGAAUGGCAGGAAGGAGGUGUGGAGAACUUCGAGGGGGCGGAAAAGAAUAAGAGCCAGGAUGAGAAUGUUACUGUUCUGGAGGCUUAG